CAGCCAAUAGAGCAGCUCUCCGUGCUCAGCAAAUGGCGACACCUGAGGAGUCACUGGCAUUCGACAUAGAGACAAACUGAAGAACAGUCGCAACGGAUGCUACCAAGAGCAUUAAUUAUUAACAGUUGAAAAUGUCAGGCUGUGGUCUGCAGGAGGUUGGACGGGAGAACAGCACAGCUCUAGUAGACAUGUACAACAGCAGUCACAGUGUGGAACAGUUCCUCCACAGCCCUGAUGUCAUGAUUCCACUGUAUGCCACCAAUAUUGAAGACCCUCAGGAAGAACUAUGCUUCUCCUUUGACAUUGAUGGCGUUGUCCUGGAAAUUUCUGCACUGGCUGCAAUAAAAAGUAGUGUCCACUACUUGAAGAUGCCACAUUUUGAAAGCAGGCACCUGAUCCACAAAUUCCACCACCUGAAGAAACACCUACCGCUUCAAGGCCUCAGUGGGAAUGCAAUGAAGUGUCUGCGCGCUAUGCUUGGAGUCACCCUUGGCCACGUGGAUGGGGGCUACUUCUUGGACCUGGCAGCAGUACCUAGGGACCUGAAACAACCCGACAUGCGCCUAGCUGACGAAAAAUGGCUUCGAGAGGUUGUAUUGGAAAUCCUCAAUGCCAUCCGAGCCGAUUUUGUGGCCAAGCUGAGAGCAUUGCCAGUGAGAGAGAAGAGCCGUCCCACCAUCCAGAAGAACUCACUGUGUCAGCUGGACAAAAUGAACAUUCUGGCGCAAGACCAGGAGUUCAUUCUGCAAAUCCUGGAUACCUGCAUUCAGAGGACAGUGGAUAGCCACCACUUUCGUAUUAUCGUGACUCUGCAGAAAUACGGCAUGAAGGACCGGAGGACCAUCAACGUGGAGGAAAUUGUUGACACCGCUCACAUAACCUCCAUGUCUGUUCACGCAGCAUGCAACGUCAAGGCCAAGGACCAGAACGUUGCCAUGUUGUGGUCAAGAUCUGGCCUGCAAGACUUGGUGGGCGUGCAAGGGAGCCUCUUCACAGCCAUGGGGAUGCAUGAGGCUGUGAAUUUUCAAACAUGCACUGACCAUCGCAUGAUGGACAUCAGCAGGGAACUGCGUCAAUUGUGUGUCCCAGCUUCCAUCAUCUUUCUCCAACUGUAUGUGGACUCACCCCACCUUCACAUCAGAAACCCAUUCAAACAUCCAGUGAGUGGAGUAAUUGCCACCUGUGGACUCUCUCAUCCGCAGUUCUGGAAGGCCAUGACGUCAAGGGCCAUGGGAUACCUAGACCACAUGGAGGAUCUGGCAGAAAAGAUGCUGUGCCCAUUUGUCCUGAGAAUGGAGCAGGUGGCUGUUUUUGGUGGAUCACAAGGCAUUCCAAGCAUGCUGGUCCCAGCAGAGUUCUUCUCCCUCAGGAAGGUGAGGUACUUCUUUUACAAAAAUCCAGUGGUUAUUCCUAUUGGAAGAGCAGAAGAUGGCCUUACCCUGAUGGAAAUCCUCCACAAUGUUGUCAUAUUCCUGGUGAGAUCCCUCAGGCAGCUUUUCAACCAGCACGCCAACGUGGGAGGGUACAAGCCCAGCUGGCAGGCCUUCCAGUUUGAGUUGGCCCUGGAGGAGUUUUUCUACGGACAUCCCCUGUGUCACACUGACUACCAGCUCACUGUAAGCCUGGGCACCAGCUCCACAAACCCCAACAGCCUGACAAAUGAGAGAGGUUUCCUUGGUCUUGCGCCGUACAACAGCGCAAGUGUCGGAGAGACCUCUCCUCCACUGCGACACUGGACCCGAGAUGACCUCCAGGUGACCAGGAUUGAAAGGCUGUUCCCUCUCUCAAACACCCUUGAAGCUGAGCCACCAGUUAUAGGAGCUGCAUUGGUGUUUGUCUUGCUGGGGGACCUCUACAAGAGGAAUGACAGACUCUCAAUACCAAUGCUGCAAGGCCCACAGUGUCCUGGCACCCUCAAGGGCCAUGUCACCCUUGAGAAGUUUUGCCAAGAGCUGGCCACCAGGGAUGCAUUCCCUCCUCCCUGCACCUUCCGACGCGCCAGAGAGCUUAUCACCAGAGCUGGCAAGGAUGUGAAAACCUGUUUGGAGUCUGGAUUCAUUGAACAUAACAUCAGAUUCUUUGCUGAUGUGAAGUUCAGGGACACCAACAAAAGCAAGCGCAUCACAUGGAAUUUCAAGGAUUACGUGGAGGUCCAUCCUGAUGAUCAAGCGCCGUCCCUGGACAGCAGAGCUGCGUCCAUGGUAGGGGACAUUUGCAUUGAGAUUGAGAGGAGAGAUCUCGCCUACCCCCGUAACACUGAGCGCUACAGGGAGCAUGGAAUGCCCUGGCUACUUGCCGUGAUGAGACGCCUGCCCGCCACUCUGGGGAAGGACAAGACAUUCAAGGUCCUGACAUUCAUCAGCUGUGUGGCCCUAGUCAUGAAUGGGGACUACAUCAGCUACCAACACCUGGCCACCUUGAUGAAGGAUAUGCAGAUGGCACAGUCCGAUCUCCAGAAACUGCAGAUCCAGUCACAGUUCCUCCUGCCAAAGGUAUACAAAAUGAGCAUCUGGAGGCUGCAUGACGCAAUACCUUGGAGGAUGGUUCUGAGGAGGAACCCGCCAGCUCUACCACCUCAAAAGAGGCCAGAGGAAGAGGUCAUUAUACAGCCGUAUGAAGAUGUUCAGGCAGUGGAUGAGGCAUAUCAACAUACUCCCUGCACCUCCAGGAGCAAGUUUCUGCCGGACACCAAGAGGACGGUUUGGUCUUCCAUGGAGAUGUCCUUCGUGAAUCUGGACACAGAGACAAGCAUGGAAGAAGCUUAUAGGGACUACCUGGACAAAUGCAAGAGAGCUGACAUUCCAGCGAGGACCAAAACGUCCUUUAGGUUCAAACGGAAGAAGAUGACUGAAGAUGAUUAGCAUCAGGUGGAUUGCUGUUGGACUCCUCCACCGACCAGUCUCCAGAAUCAUUCUCAUGAGAGCCCCAACCUUAGGUGAACUGAAGUGGUCCACCACAGAGGGAGGACUCGAUAGCUACCUCGUCACACCGCAAGUGUCGGAGAGACCUCUCCUCCACUGCGACACUGGACCCGAGAUGACCUCCAGGUGACCAGGAUUGAAAGGCUGUUCCCUCUCUCAAAGACCCUUGAAGCUGAGCCACCAGUUGCCACUGUUAAAGUUUGGACCAUGAAUCCUGCCCCGUCGAGCCUUCAGCGCCACAUAGGUCACAAACACACACGGAGUUGACACUGAAGGAGAGGGCCUCCUUAAUCCUCAGGGCCAAGUGGAUAAAGUUCAUGCAGCUCCUCUCCUCUCUGAGGGCCACCAGCCCCACAACUUACCCUGAUGGAAAUCCUCCACAAUGUUGUCAUAUUCCUGGUGAGAUCCCUCAGGCAGCUUUUCAACCAGCACGCCAACGUGGGAGGGUACAAGCCCAGCUGGCAGGCCUUCCAGUUUGAGUUGGCCCUGGAGGAGUUUUUCUACGGACAUCCCCUGUGUCACACUGACUACCAGCUCACUGUAAGCCUGGGCACCAGCUCCACAAACCCCAACAGCCUGACAAAUGAGAGAGGUUUCCUUGGUCUUGCGCCGUACAACAGCGCAAGUGUCGGCGAGACCUCUCCUCCACUGCGACACUGGACCCGAGAUGACCUCCAGGUGACCAGGAUUGAAAGGCUGUUCCCUCUCUCAAACACCCUUGAAGCUGAGCCACCAGUCAGUGUCAGUCACCAGCCCCACGACAAUCAACAAAAAUAAUAUGACAUAAGUGUUAUAAUGAAUGCUUGCAUAUCUCUCUCUCUCUCUCUCUCUCUCUCCAUCUCUCUCCAUCUCUCUCUGCCUCUCUCCUCCUUCACGUCCUCUCUCCUCCGCUCCCUCUCUAUAUGUAUGCAUGUAUGUCCCUUAAAUGCAUGUUACUAACUCAUUCUGUGUCUCUCAUGUGGCAGGUUGCCACUGUUAAAGUUCGGACCAUGAAUCCUGCCCUGGUCGUGCCUGCUGUCCUGGUCGUGCAUGCUGCUCUGUCCCUCUGUCAUUUGUGAUAUUGCGUUGUGUAAAAAAGUUGGAUUUGAUUUGAUUUGAUGGUUGUGUUCUACUUUGAAAUAAAUGUU
Cottoperca gobio is the source of this 4048-nucleotide messenger RNA. RefSeq lists its product as uncharacterized. The coding region runs from base 132 to 2861 and encodes 909 amino acids. The transcript is spliced from 4 exons. NCBI's taxonomy places the organism in Eukaryota, Metazoa, Chordata, Actinopteri, Perciformes, Bovichtidae. The record is from RefSeq and is a predicted model, not a curated record.